This is a messenger RNA of Capronia coronata CBS 617.96, 1029 nucleotides long. RefSeq lists its product as uncharacterized. The record is from RefSeq and is a predicted model, not a curated record. The transcript has 3 exons. Bases 1 to 1029 code for a protein of 342 amino acids. NCBI's taxonomy places the organism in Eukaryota, Fungi, Ascomycota, Eurotiomycetes, Chaetothyriales, Herpotrichiellaceae.
AUGUCCGAAUCCCAUACCCCGCCAGUAUCGACUGCCAGUGAUGGUAUUCCCGCUCCGGGCAAUUGGACCAUGGAGGGACCAUCGAACGGAAACGGAAACGGAGAGGGAAAGACAGGCAUCGCAUCACGGUCCGGUGUUGCUGAUGAAGUAGUAUCCGCUACCGCUACCAGUGAUCAUCAGCUCGAAGAGGCUUCGUGUUGGGAUGUCGAAUAUUCCUCCGAUACGCCUGGCAUAACGCCACCGUCGACCGUUCAGGUCUCUGUCUCGGAUGCAGAGCCUGCAGGGAAUGUACACGACCUUAAGCACCAGCACGAACACGAGCAUGAGCAUGACCAUCAUGUGUCCCAAGACUCCAGUAUUUCACGAGAUGACAUGAUCGCUGCUCUUUCCAUCCAUUUCGACCUUCUUUGGCGAGACGCGUAUGAGGACGGCGAUGACGACGGGUUCGAGGACUUCCCUUUGGACCAAGAAGGCUUUGAGCCGUUGUUUGAAAUUGGAGAUGUUGUGCGUGUCAAAGCCAGGACUGGAGCUGGAGCUGGAAUGGCAGCAGGAGUGGGAGAUAUUACUCGAGCUGUAGCUGUCACUGUCAAUGCCGGUCAGGACAGUUGGGCACAGUACGACCCCGAUCUUGGAGGAUACUAUUCCACCCAGAAGUUUCAGGUUGUUGGGAGGUUUCUGAAGAUGACUUCUACCGAGAAUUGCGAAGAUGGCUUCGAUGCUGAUGACGACGACCUUGGUAAAGUCGGUGACAUACAUGAAGCGUUGCACCACUUGUCCACAGAUGAUGAUGUCGAAGAGAAAGAAGAAGAAGAUAAUGUCAACGACAAUGCUCAACGCAGUGACAGCGAGUCUGAAUUCGACCAGCCUGACCCAGGAACUUGGCUGUACCGCCUCAAACCGGCUCCUUUGUGCCCACCUCGCUCCGGGUCGCUGAUCAUGGCAGACUUAAUGAUCUGGAAGGAAGGGAACCUCGUUCUCGACGCCCAAGCCAUGGAUCCGGAUACUGAUGACGAUAUGGAAUGGGAUUGA